This is a messenger RNA of Spodoptera frugiperda (fall armyworm), 2139 nucleotides long. RefSeq names its product F-box only protein 9. Gene Ontology annotation, biological process: SCF-dependent proteasomal ubiquitin-dependent protein catabolic process. The record is from RefSeq and is a predicted model, not a curated record. Lineage: Eukaryota; Metazoa; Arthropoda; Insecta; Lepidoptera; Noctuidae. Bases 213 to 1592 code for a protein of 459 amino acids. The transcript is spliced from 11 exons. Gene Ontology annotation, molecular function: protein binding. Gene Ontology annotation, cellular component: SCF ubiquitin ligase complex.
UGACAGGUAGACACUGGUAGAGUUUUCUUCCGUCUGCGGCUCAUUGACAAAUUGAAUUGACAUGCUAAGUGGAAGUGGAAACCUUGGAUAAUAGUUUAUUUGCGAGUGAUUUUGUUUAGUGCAACAUAUGGCAAAAAUAUUAAUGCUAUUAUAAAACACACUGUAAUUUCUUGCAAAGCCCAUUCCAAGGUUACCUAUAGAAAAAUAUAAAAAUGUCUCAAGUUUCUGCAACUGGUUCGCCGGUUGGUGGCGCGGGAGGAGACAGUGAGGGGGAGGAGCAGGAAGACCCCUCAUCCUCGUCACCUGAUGAUGUGGUAGAAAUUGAGGAUUCACUUAAGAAAUUAAAUGUCCAAGAUAAGACACAGAAUGCGGACGACGAGUUGGCGGCUUUCCGUCAACAGUGGCAGCGGGAAUUGGAAGCCAAUGCUACCCCGAAGAGGAGCACGCCGCCGAAACAGAAGCAGUUCUCUGAACCUAUCUCUGAUGAAGAAAAGGCUAAGCAGUUGUUCCUGAGCGGUAUAGAGAUGGAGCGGCGCGGCAGGCUGUAUGAAGCCAUCCAGCACUACAAGUACUCGCUGCAGAUACUGCCCGACGUGGAGAAGCGUCUGCAUAACGAACUACAGGCCGAGAUGCCUGAAGAGGAGGAGAUAGAAACAGACGUGAUAAUACCAAAGGUGGCGUACCCUGAAGAUGAUGAGGAGGAAAUCGAAGGGGAGGACCUACUGAGCAAGUUGAGGAGGAUCCUCGCUUCGAAAGGGGCACUGUGUGAACCUGAGCUUGAGACUAGGGAUGCCCACAUCUCCUGGCUGCCGUACGAAGUGAUCCUGGAGAUACUGCGCUGGGUGGUCAGCUCCGAGCUGGACGUGUUCUCACUGGACCAGGUGUCCAACGUGUGCCGCGGACUGUAUGUCGCUGCUAGGGAGCCAGACAUCUGGCGCUCGCUUUGUCUCAACACAUGGGGCAUAGAGUGUGGCACCCUGGCGUCGCACGGCUACAUAUCCUGGCGCCAGAUGUACAUGGCGCGGCCGCGGGUGCACCUGCACGGCGUCUACAUUGCCAAGACGACGUACGUGCGACACGGGGACAAGUGCUACCAGAACGAGUUCUACCAGUCCUGGUUCCUUAUUGACUACUAUCGGUACCUCAGGUUCUUCGCGGAUGGCUCAGUGCUGAUGUGGACGACGCCGGACGAGCCCCAGUCGUGCGUGAGCCACCUCAAGAGCCGGCAGUUCAAGCACGGGCUCGGCAUCAUGCCCGGCCACUACCGAGUCGUUGGGGAAAAGGUUGUGAUAGUGGUGAAGAGAGUGAACCAGGAGAAGAAGCCGGCGGCCUCCAACACGCGGUUCCGCUCCCGACACAAGGAGAUAGAGCAGCAACAGGAACAGACCUUCCACGUGGAGUUGGAGCUGGUGGGGUCCCGCAGCGCGCGCAACUGGCGCAUGGAGUGGCGGCACUACGCGGCGUGCACGCGGCGCGACCAGUGGACCCACUUCGAGCUCACGCCCGGCAAGUUCCCGCCGUUCCGCUUCAGUCGCGUGCGCAGCUACAUGGCCGAGUCUGAAGCACCGCUGCCUACUCGACACUAUAACUAAAGCUCGAUCUGCAGGGUUGUCACAUAGCUGAGAUUCAGGAUUCCGGUCUUUAGUAAGUCAUGCGCAAAUAUUAUCAAUGUAUUUAGUAGUUUUUCUGUGUGAUCUGACUACUGUACACUGUACUGCUGGAUUGUAAACAAAAGUCAUUACUUAAGGGCAGCCGAUAUGAUGGUAAAGUGAUAUUCGCGUUAGAAUCGACUGCACAUUGCGUUGGAUAUGUAAAAAUCAACCUUACGUCGUAUGAAAUAAAAGACAUUUUUAAUCUAACUUAUAAACAUCUUGUCUCAAAACCAACCUAAUUUAAUGCAUAAAGAAAGGUGCUUUAAGUUAAAAUUUUAAUUACAAAAAGUUGAAAGAAAGUAAAUGUAAUACAGUAAAUUACUUUGACUAAGCGUGUAAGACAUAUUUGUAUAUAAGGGAGUACACAGACUGGUCUAUUGUGGAUAAAGUCGGAUAUUAUGUAAACUUAGAAAAAAAAACCAAUUACCUUACACAAUUGUCAAAAUAUCAGUGAAUAAAUAAAAUGAGAUCCAUUACAAUAAGCAAA